Messenger RNA from Vespula pensylvanica (western yellowjacket), 937 nucleotides. RefSeq lists its product as uncharacterized. The record is from RefSeq and is a predicted model, not a curated record. Lineage: Eukaryota; Metazoa; Arthropoda; Insecta; Hymenoptera; Vespidae. The coding region runs from base 265 to 831 and encodes 188 amino acids. The transcript is spliced from 4 exons.
ACUUUCACGAUUUUUUUCGUUUAAUUAAUGUAAACUUGAAAUUCUUUCUAUUUCUGAAUGCUUAACGCGUACAAAAAAUUUAGAAAGGUUUUAAUAGAAGGGAGCUACAAUAUUAGAAGAAACUACAAGCUACUAUUCGUCAGUUUCAUGGAUACAGUUGACGUGUCAAUGUCGAAGAUAAAAAUUGCCUCUGUUGUGUGUUAUCAGUGACGGGUUGUGUAGACUUUUUUGAUUAUUUAAAAGAUCACUUUUAUACAGACAGAAAUGAGUAUCAAUCCAAUGAAAUGGAAGACCAAAAAUAUUGUAUAUACCAUAAUAAUCAUUUUUACGUUUUAUUAUCUUUUUAUUCAUAAGAAAAGUAAUCGAACGCAGAUCGUGGGCAUUGUCAAUAAUACCCAUCCCAUUUAUGUAUGGGAAUUUGUAGCAGAUUUUAGUAACAUGAAAUUAUUGAAUCCACUUAUAGAUGAUUUUAAUAUCACUGCUGAAAGUGGAAAUUACGAUCACUGGCAAUAUUCCGUUGAAUAUAGCGAACAUUUACGUUAUUUGCCAUUCAUACAAAACUACGCUGUUGGACAUUAUUCGAUAAGAAAAGAAAACCUUGAUUAUUUAAUAAGUUCGAAUCACAACACUUGCUUCUUUGGUUUCAUAUGUCUGAGGACAACAUCGGAAUUUAAAUUCGAGAUAUACGAGGAAAAGAACACGAAAUGCACCGAAAGCGUGGAAUAUCAUUGUCCGAUCACUGUUAUGCGCUUGUGCGACGAAGAAGUUAAAGCACAACGGAAGGAUAUAAUGAAUCGAUUAAAGGCGGCAUUUUCACCAACGAAAAAAUAACACUAUCGAUUCCUCGAUACUUUGUAGCUUAAUGAAAUAUUUUAAAAAUACGCCUUUUAAGAUAUUUUUCAUAUAUACAUAUAUAUACAUAGAAUUCUCAUAAUAA